AUGAAUACUGAACUUUCAAGACAACAGGCUACAAAUGCUGUGAAUUCUCUGCUUUCAAAAAUGUUACCUGGAAGUGCUAAAAUCGAUCAUAAUCGAAAGAAAAGACCGAACAGAGCUGGAGCGCCUGGAGCGCGGUUGAUCAAUCAGAAUUUGAAGAAGAGGGUCGAAUUGCAAGAGCGCGAUGUCGAGAGGAUAAAAAGAGGCGAAGCCCGUGCGAAAAAACGUGCGGUUAUGGCUCAGAAAGCCCGAGAAGAUGAAAGGACCCAGUUGGCGAAACUGGAAGUGUUGAGACAGCAUCAGAAGGACGAUACGCUGACUAAAAAGGAGCGCAAGUAUCUGAACAGCAUAAUUGCGCGAAACACAGCGCAGUUGCAAACUUGGGACGUUUCAAACCCAGAUUUGCAGGAUUUGCAAGACGCGAUUUUGGGCGACAGGAACCAGUUGUCGAAACAAGGCAGGAAAAGACGUGUCGGCUUUGUCGAGCAAAAGCAAGGUCAUGGCGACCAUCAUUUUGCGGGUUUAACACCCGGUCUUGCACCUGUGGGUCUAAGUGACGAAGAAAGCAGUGACGAAGAGUAA
Molecule: messenger RNA, 579 nt
Organism: Lachancea mirantina
Lineage: Eukaryota; Fungi; Ascomycota; Saccharomycetes; Saccharomycetales; Saccharomycetaceae
Source: the annotation of a GenBank genome assembly